Molecule: messenger RNA, 1363 nt
Organism: Heterobilharzia americana
Lineage: Eukaryota; Metazoa; Platyhelminthes; Trematoda; Strigeidida; Schistosomatidae
Source: the annotation of a GenBank genome assembly
GUUGCAUGAUUCAUUUAUAGUCUUUCUCUCUUAGAUAAGUACAAAAUACAGCUUCAGUCAAAAAUUCUCUGUAAUACUUUGAGUAUCAAAAUUAGUCAGUUGCAUACUCAAUGAAUGUAGAUGUGCAAGUGGAUUAGAGAAUAACGUUUAGCAGGCAUUACAAAAAUUACCGUAAAUCAAGAUUCUAGUUUCUCAAGUUGUCGAUCCCAUCAUUCUCCCUUUGACUCAUAGUCGAUCAGUAUUUCUGAAGCAGCACCUCUGAUUGACUAAUUAAGGUUUAUGAUGGUUAUAAGUUCGUAUUUUGAAAUCUGCAAAACAUUUUCCUGGACAUCACAUGCCAUUCGCAGAACAUUGGCUUCGGCACCUGGACCUGUGGAGUCACGAAUUAACCUUCUGCUAUCUCGAAAAUUUGAGCCAACUUUUCUGAAAAUAUAUAAUGAAAGCCACCUACAUAGCAGGAAAUUAGGUUUGGAAACACAUUUCAGAGUGGUAAUUGUUUCUCCUCAUUUUAACACUCUUUCUGCCGUAAAAAGAGAACGUCUAGUUUUCAAGUCACUAGAGAAUGAACUGCAAUCUGGUGUACACGCUUUAUCCAUCAUAGUUAGUAAUUUUUUUCAUUAUUCAUUUCACUCAAGGCUAGGGGAGUUGGCGAACCUUUGGACGUGCAUAUUUCCCCACCGUGUCAGAAAUCUGCUUAAUGGGAAACUCUUCAUAGAGCUUAACAUAUCUGCUAAAGUGUAUCAACAACUUUAAAAGCUGAAAUGACUGUCCGUCAUAUUAUUGAUUUGUAGUUGGUAUCAUUGUUGCUGUAUAUAUUACAUUGAUUUCUUAUCAUAAAAUUUCACCUUAGUAAUUGUAUACACUUGAGUUUCACUAGUGAAAAAGUAUUAGUAAUUUUGUCGUAUCAUUGCUAGGAUUGUUGAACAGUUAAUGACUGCAUUCUUCAUAUUUCUUAGAUCUUCUGAUUCAUCUAUGGAAAGGAUAAAGAUAAUCUAAAUACACCGAAUUUUGUAAAUAAAUACUUAUCCUGAAAAUUAACUUGUUUCAGUAAGUAUUUUGUACGUUGAUGGGAUUAAGUACAACACCAAAGUAUCAAAUAUAAAUAAGGUUUCGAAAAGUAUCACAACUUUGCUCAGUCAUAUGGUUCAUUAUUAUACAAAUGUAUCUCAAGAAUAUCUCUUUCCCCUUGAUAAAAUGACUGCACAAAUCCUUGUAACAGAAAGUCAUUUACGUGUGUAGAGAGGAAAUUUUAAUGGAGACGUCCAAAAAAAUGGUUGCCAUCAUCUUCCCGUGUUGUCUACAUAUUCUUUCUUAGUGGUUAUUCUAAUGUUGAAUAAUUGACAGCUCAAAGACUGUUCGUCAC